AUGGCGAAGGUCAGAGUCAGCGGGAAGCGCAAGGCUGAGGCGCAGCCUGCAGCGGAGGUGCCAGCACCAAUGACGGCGCCACCCAAAAAGGCGUCGGCUUUUCCCAAGGUCGAGACGCCCGAGAAGGUCAGCCGCAAGCGCCGCCUGGUGCAGAUGGACUCCAUGGAGGCGAAGCGGACGGCUCCAAAAGCCCGCCAGUCCUUGGAGGAGGAGGGUCACGCGGCGAAGCUUCAGCAGCUCUUUACCGGCAUCGAUCUCGUUCUGCAGCUUGUUGCUUCAAGGCAGCGGGACACGACUUUGGAACAAUUGCGAGACGCCGUGUUGGCACACACCCGCUGCGACCUCACGGAGGAGCGGUUUCGGGAGGUGCUCUUUGUCGCCGAUUGGAUGCUGGCAGCUUACUGGGUCGGACAGGGCGAGUCGGCUUACCUGACUGUCGAGCAGCGGGAUAAGGACGGCAAGCACAUGCGGCCCGAGGGUGAUGAGCUCACUGCGCGAAAGGAUCGGUUCGCCGAGCGGCUGAAGAGCGUGUCCUUGCCAAGCUCUCCGCCCGAGUUGCCCUCGCGGCCAGAGGCGCCGCCCCCUCGGAAGCUGCUGGAGAAGCCCGACCUUCCUCCUGUCCAGGACAUCGACAUGUCGCUGCUGCCGCCGCUGCUCCCUCCGGGCCAAGGUACGCCCGCAGAACGUUUCGAGGCGUUGAGGCGCCGAGUGAAGGCCAAGGAGGAGCUCUACAAACAGGCGGAGACCCACGUGGCCCAAGUCCGGCAGAUAACGAAGAAUAUCGGAAUCUGCGAAGAUGCUGUCAGAGCCCUGUGGGUGUUGUUGAAGAUGUUCGACUCCAGUUUCGUCAGCCGCGCCUCCUCCGCACCGAGCUGGCGACAGAAGCCUGCCACUGUACCGGCGCCAUUCAAGGAGAAGACAUGGAAAGACUUGAUCGAGAGGGCCCGAAUCCCGGAGCGAAAGUUGCUGUCGGCCCUGUGCUCACUGACUUGGGCCGAGCAGACCUCGAAUCCAAUGACCUUGGAGGCAGCCCGCGCCGCCAUCGCCGAGCUUCGCGAGAUGGGCGACGGCGUGUGGUUCCAGGUCCAGAAGGUCCCAGAUGCCGGGAAUUACUUGGCCUCUCUCGGCACAGGAAGCGAAACGGUUCGCCUGGCCUUAAAAGCGAAGAUCCAGGAGCUGGAGAAGGAACGCCGUGCGUUGUUGACAUCCAAGUGA
This is a messenger RNA of Symbiodinium sp. CCMP2592, 1215 nucleotides long. The record is from the annotation of a GenBank genome assembly. NCBI's taxonomy places the organism in Eukaryota, Dinophyceae, Suessiales, Symbiodiniaceae.